Messenger RNA from Marasmius oreades (fairy-ring Marasmius), 1471 nucleotides. RefSeq lists its product as uncharacterized. Bases 375 to 1349 code for a protein of 324 amino acids. The record is from RefSeq and is a predicted model, not a curated record. The transcript is spliced from 5 exons. Lineage: Eukaryota; Fungi; Basidiomycota; Agaricomycetes; Agaricales; Marasmiaceae.
UAAAAACGCGGUCGCUCACUCGCUCAUUUUCUCGCGCCUUCCUUCUCUUUCCUUCUGCAUCUCAUUUUCAGGUGGUCCAAUCUUGUUGUACACGAAGCUUCCAGUAAUAAACGCAUCUUGUCCGUUUUCUUUGGCGAUAUUAUUACUGUCUAGCUAAUGUCUGGUAUGAUCAUGAUGACCUUUGAACGCUCUUCGAGGUCUCAUUUGUAGAUAUGCUGAUAUAUAGAUAGAAGGGAAUGAACGUUAAUGAACACUUACCUUUGUCUGAUAAUGCAGUCGUUAGCAAUUUAGCACAGCCAAGUACAGAUGCAUGACGGGCCGCUAAUGUUUGGCGGCCGGUUUGUUUCGAAACUGGGAACUUCUUCUCCAUCAUCAUGUCGACGCUGAUACCCUCAAGAAUCCUCCGUUCCUUACCAAUUAGAACCAGGUCAGUUACAACGAUUUAUGUCCCGCGACCAAGAUGCCUGUCGACUAGCCGUUCAAAUCCAAAUUCUUUGGACUCGAAUUUCCGUUCAGACCACUCGGCCCACCACGGUGUUGGGCGCAAAAUUUUUUUAGCUGUCACGGUCCUUACUACUCUAUCAGCAUAUGCAAUUGGCUCGUUGUUCCCUCCUUCUCCCAUCCGUUUACUUUUUCCCCGUCCGGGACCACCACCUUCUGAACCCAACUCCGAGGAAUCGAAGGCUUAUGUAGAAGAUCUCGAGAAGCAGAUGCUUUCCUUACCACUACUCGAAGAGAUGCGCAAAGCUCCUGACGCGAGGGAAUGGUACGAAGCGCGCCCGUACAAAUAUUUCGACGAAGAACGACGAGUGAACAAUUUAACGGCGGGAGCUUUGAGAGGUCCCGGGAAGCUCGCUCUCCCUCCACUCGUUCGGGCGCGAUGGGACGAGAAAAAGAGUCUAUUUAUCAUCCAUGUCGGACGGGGACUAUGUGGACAUGAUGGAAUAGUUCAUGGAGGGUUAUUGGCGACAUUGUUGGAUGAGAUGUUGGCGAGGACGGCGAUCAACAAUCUUCCGGAGAAGAUCGGUGUUACAGCGAAACUUUCCGUCAACUAUCGCGCACCGACAAAGGCUGAUCAAUUCAUCGUGGUGCGGACUGAACUCCUCGACGUCCAAGGCCGUAAAGCAGACGUCAAAGGCAGGAUAGAAGAUCUCAAUGGUACCUUGUUGGUCGAGGCAACCGCCACCUUCGUCCAACCGCGUUACGCUAAACUUCUCAGUAAAGCCGCUAUCAAGCAAGUAAUGGGUGCACCACCCAGCGACGAACACGCGCCUGUAGUCCAUCUUGCUGAUGGUGAAGAUUUAAAGGCACUGAAGGGUCAAGAUAAACAGCCUGAUGGCAAACAUUGAGUCAAUAUUUCUUAUGGUUAUAAGUACUUAGAGUAGGGGUGAUAUCAUUAAUAUACUCUGAGAUUGUGUAGAGUAGUUGCAGAACAAGGUGGUAGAUCAUAAUGAACAUAAUUGUACGUACA